Sceloporus undulatus (fence lizard) is the source of this 949-nucleotide messenger RNA. RefSeq lists its product as uncharacterized. Gene Ontology annotation, molecular function: protein-membrane adaptor activity. Lineage: Eukaryota; Metazoa; Chordata; Lepidosauria; Squamata; Phrynosomatidae. The record is from RefSeq and is a predicted model, not a curated record. The transcript has 11 exons. The coding region runs from base 53 to 949 and encodes 298 amino acids. Gene Ontology annotation, cellular component: meiotic nuclear membrane microtubule tethering complex; nuclear envelope. Gene Ontology annotation, biological process: nuclear envelope organization.
ACAGGAGAAGAGCAAACAGAUUUCUACCAGAACUCACUUCAUCUUCUCCAUAAUGAAUGGAAGACGCUCUGUGCGGCGACGUCAAGAACAGCAAGCAGAAGCUAUUGAAAUUAUCUCAGAUGCUAGUGAUGAUAAUCCCAGUGGGUCAUCAGAAUCAAGUGCAAUCCCAGAAAAUAGGUGGCAUGUGUGCAAUUCCAAAAAUCCAGUGUCUCCUUUUGUUCAACAGACUGUAGAUAAUGAAGAAGAAAAUAGGGGGCACCCAUCAAACAGAGGCCAAUUAGAAUUUACCAGAGAAGUUAUUGCAAGAGAGUCUAGCUCUAGCACCCAGUUGUCACACACAUCUACAGCAUCUCAGCAAAAAACCAUAUACAACUUUCCUGACCUAAUACUGUUGGUCAUUUUACGCUAUAUAAUAGGCCAGUGCACUGUGAAGAAAGUGAUAGCAGUUGUGAUAGUUUUUGUGAUCAUUUAUGGUGCCAUUUAUACCUAUUGCCAAUACCAGAAAUCAACAGAUGUUUUUGCAUCAAAGGAGUUGGCAAAAGUUUAUGAGGAUGAGCUGAAAUCACUAUGGAAGUCUCAAAAGGCCCUUGAAGAACAAUUCCAGGAAAUUGAACCUCUUAAACACCAGAUAGAACAUCUUCAUGCCGAAAUCACAAGGGUCAAUGAAAGCCUCAUAGAUUCUGUAAAGCAAAUCCUCAGAGAAAGUGACAUCCCAGGGGAGAAGAAAGACGAAGUGCUUGAGAUGAUUAAAAAAACAUUUAAGAAGCUUUAUGAAGAUCAUGUACAAAUGGCUGACUGGGCUCAAAAAACAUUAGGAGCCACUAUUGAUCAAAGGAGGACGUCACGGACUUACGAACCUGAGAAUGUGCAGGACUGUUGGUUUAAGUCAUUUUUCAUAUCAGCAGCCAACCCCCCUGAUACUAUUCUACAGGCAGAGAGUGAGAAAUGA